Messenger RNA from Saitoella complicata NRRL Y-17804, 818 nucleotides. RefSeq lists its product as uncharacterized. The coding region runs from base 30 to 818 and encodes 262 amino acids. The transcript has a single exon. The record is from RefSeq and is a predicted model, not a curated record. Lineage: Eukaryota; Fungi; Ascomycota; Saitoellomycetes; Saitoellales; Saitoellaceae.
CUAUUCACUCUCUUUGAAGAUCAAGCACGAUGCUCCCCAUCAAUCUCUCCACUGCUCUCCUCGCCCUUAUUCCCCUCCUGGCACCCAUCGUCCACGCCCGCACCGACCUCGAAGGCUGCGUCUCCUCCCAAACCGUAGCCUACGGCGGCGCCUCCCUCAUCUGGUACGUCCCUGGCACCGGCGAGAUCUGCUCUUUCUUGGAUUGUGGAGGGGGUAGGGCGCCGCCGAAGACGACGGUGCCUGGGUGCGCUGCGUAUGCUGGCACUGGGACGUAUGAGCCCAGUUAUUUGCCUGGGUAUGCUGCGACCGGGAUGGUGCAGGCGACGAGUACGAGCAUGAGUGUGGAGACGGGGGUGCAGGGGGUUGUUACGCCGUCGGUUGAUGCGAGUACGGUUACGGCUGCCCCGGAGGUGAUUUCUUCUAUGUCUAUGGAGACUACGGAGAGCACGCCCACGACGACGCCUAUUGCCGAUCUUAGCUCCUCGACAUUCUUCGCUCCUGGCGUUGCCGAAACCGGGUCCUCCUCCGCAGCUAUCGAGAGCUCCACUGCGCCCUCCUCGUCUGUCACUUCCUCCGCGUUCACCUCUACCACCACCUCAUCCACCGGCGCCGUCAGCAUCUUGGCCGCCUCGGCCUCCGCCUCCUCUGCUUCUGCCCCAGUCUCCGGUGCCCGUAGCAGUGCACGCUCUUCGUCGAGCCCUAGGGCUAGCGUGGUUGCUUCCUCCACGGGAGCGACGCAGAACAGCGAUGCCCAGAGGAUGGUUGUUGGGGGAGUUGUUGGUGUUCUUUGGAUGGUUGGUGUGAUGAUGAUGCUCUAA